AUGGGCCGGCUCCGGCUGGCCGCGCUCACGAGGCAGAUCCCGGACGUCGCGUACUUGGCCAAGCAGCGCUUGCAUUCGGGCGCCGAUAUCACCUUGGCCUCUGUCAAUGCCCCUGCGGUUCCGCCUGACAUCUGGCAGCCACCAGAUUUCGCGCCCGAGACCCCUGCGAUGCAGUUGAACACGCUGCUCAAGGCUCUCGGCGUCGUUGCGCCCGCUGUCGAAGUGGCUGUGCCCAAGGGCUCGGAGGACAUGCCCUAUCUCGAGGUGUGCGAGAAGUACGGCGUCCAGCCGUCUCUUCUCUAUGACGGGAACGGCCUGUGCUGGUACAACAGCGACCGGACCUACAGCAGGUGCUGCGCUGGCGGCGACGCGGCGCGCGCAGGCUGCUGGUCGGGCCCCUGGUACACGGAGGACUUCUGCUGCCACCCGCUGCCCCCCGGCCACGAGCGCUGCUUUCAGGAGAUCGAGGGCCGCGCCCUCGCCAAGCUGGCGGUGCUAGAGCGGUUCGCCGGCGGCGUGGAUCCCGCCGGCGGUGCCGGGCGCGAGCACUGGGACCCCGAGGAAGCCGUGCAGCAGCUGGCCACGUACCAGUACCUGGUCUCCCAGCCCGUGUCCCUGUGGCUCUGGGCCUGCAGCGCACCCGAGUCGCCGCUGCUGUGGAGCGACGGCUGCAGCUGCUGCGACCCCCCGCAGGCGGGCUGCUCCCCCGGCGGCCCGAGAGACGAGCCGGGCCGCCGCAGCAGCGGGCACAGGCGCUGCUGCCACCCGGUGCUGGCGCGGCGCGCCCAGGAGGCGCCGGACCCCUCGCUGGAGGCGGCGAUCCAGGCCCACGUGGGGCCCGGCCUGCGCGUGCGCCGCGGGGCCGCCGCGGCCGCGGCGCGGUCGGCGCGGUGGCAGCUGACGCCGAGCACGCACGCCGGAGGCUGCCUGAUUGCGGUCCGCGCCGGGCGCGCGGCGCCGUGCGACGAGGCGCGCGCGUGCCCCGGCUUCGACUGCUCCUACGCGCGGGCGCUCGUGGCGGCGCUGGACGCCGUGUCCGCCGCCGCGCCGCUGCCCGACCUGGACCUGCUGGUGAACGCCGGGGACGUCACCCUCAGGGGGUGGACCAACACGCUCGCGCUGCCGGUGGAGUGGCAGCUGCACCCUGGCCAGUGCCUGCGGCACCUCUCGCGCGCGGCCCGCGCCGCGGAGGCGGCGCCCUGGGAGCACCGCGCCGCCAGGCUCGCCUGGCGCGGGGCGCCGUCGAACUGCCGCGCGGCGCGCUGCAGGCCCGGCGCGCCAGAAGGCGAGCACCGGGACUGCACCUGGAACGCGUCCACGUGGCUCUCCCUGCAGCGCGGACGGCUCGUGUGGCUCUCGCGGUUCGCGCCCUCGCUGAGCCGGGGGCUGGUGCGGUCACCGUUCCUCCCGCUGCAUUCCGAGCUCGAGCGCUUCUUGGAGGACCUGGGCCUGCUCUCGGAGCCGAUGAGCAUCGAGGAGCAGGCCCAGUACAAGUACACCGCCGCCCUCGAGGGCGACUCGGCGGCCGACCGGCUGUACUGGCAGCUGUUCACGGGCUCCGUGGUGCUCGUGCCGGAGGGCCCGUGGCAGGAGCUGGCCCUGAGGGAGCUGCUGGAGCCGUACGUCCACUACGUGCCCGUGCGGUACGACCUGAGCGACCUCGUCGACCGAGUCUCGUGGCUCCGAGAAAACGACGACGAAGCGCGCAGGAUCGCGCAACGUGCGCUGACCUUCGCGCAGCGCCACCUGACGUGCGACGGCGUUCUCUACUUCCUGGACCGCCUCCUCCGGGCGUAUGCCCAGAAGGUGGUGGAGUGA
Messenger RNA from Prorocentrum cordatum, 1818 nucleotides. The record is from the annotation of a GenBank genome assembly. Lineage: Eukaryota; Dinophyceae; Prorocentrales; Prorocentraceae.